UGUUAUGGUGAGUGGUUUGAAUUUGUUCGCUCUCUAAAUCCUUUAAAUCGCAUCUAUCCUAAUUCUUUUUAUAUAUAUAUAUUUAUUUUUCUUUUCUUUCCUAUAUACCUUUCUAAUGCCACUAGAAAUAAAAAACGAAAGAAUGGCUCUAGAUAUCUCUACAUUAUUAAAAUUAAUUCCGACGUUUGACACCAAAGAAAAUAACCAACUAUAUAGAUUUGUUCGAUCUUGCAAUUCUGCCUUUGCUUUAGCCUCUUUAGAACAAGAAUCAAUCCUCUUAGUAUACGUUUUAAAUAACAUCACUGGCUCAGGUGCCUCCGAUGUCCAUUGUAAACAAUACAAAACAUGGAUUGAACUCAGAUCGUUCCUUAUCGAAAAAUUCUCGCAUGUAAAAACGAUUAGCCAUCUAAGCCUAGAACUACAGUCUAUGUUCCAAAAACCAAACGAAACAAUGACUGAAUAUUUUCACCGGGUAGACCUCUGUAGGAGUAAAAUCGUAGAAAAACUAACAGCGGAAAUUUUAGAUGAGACGCUCGCAGGUCGGUUAGCGACCACAGAAGAAACCGCCUUAUCGGUAUUUAUCAACGGAAUUAAUUCAGACGUAGGAGCAAUGCUGAGAACUAAAAACUUUAGUAAUCUCUCCGACGCAGGUCGUUUCGCGCUACAGGAAGACAAAAUUCGAGCAAUGAAUAAUGCUAGGCAGGCACUAUUUAGAGUAUCAGCCGCUAGUAGGACUGUUAAUAGUCCUAGACCGCACGUAAAAUUUACGAUUGACAAUCGAUCGAUGACGCGACCUCCUAAUAUAUACCAACAGAAUACAUCAAAAACGCCAUCAUAUCAAAACGUUAUUUGCAAUUACUGUAAGAAACCAGGCCACCUCAUCGCCGAUUGUAGGAAACGAGCAUAUAAUAAUAAUAUCAGAAACUCGUUACAAGAACAGAACAUAUCGCCCCAACAAAAUUUCCGUGCAUUACCUGCCGCUAAAAUAAAUAAUUUAAACCAUUUAGCGGCCAGCGAAGCGAGCAGUUCGGUGGAAACCGCUUUAACGUCUUGCUCACCUCAUCAAACACAGACAUCGACCCAGGAAUUAAACCUGGAGGACCUACAAAUAGAUUCUUAGAAAAUAAUCAAAUUUCGAGGAAGUUUAACGCUUAUACGCCGCAUUCAGUCCAUCGGGGACCGGCUAGUACUAGCUCCAUAGUUAAAAAUAAUCAGGUACAGAACAUGUCCUGUUAUCAAAAACGAUUUUGUGACGCUAGUACGCAAACGAGUAAACUUCCUAACUUUCAUCAUAUUCAUCAAAAUUCGAAUUCUAAAUCUUCCAUAUCUACUCAAACUCACGAAAUCAUUAUAGCCGAAACUAACGGACAGGGUAACCAGCCCCAAACCCUAGGCUUUACACAAAAUCCUAAAUCCACUAGUAUCGAUAAUUCUAACUCUACAAUAUUCACUAAAUCCAGUCGCAAAUCAAAAUCUAGGUCAAAAGACAAAUCUAAAUCCUUGAAAAGAAAAACUCAUAUCAAAUCGUUCGCUAUAUCUGCAUUAAAUGACGUGCCACCUGAAAAUCUACUACACUGUACUUUUUUCAUUAAAGAAACACCCGUCACUCUCUUAAUAGACACGGGAGCAGGAAUCUCAGUUAUCAGAGACGAUAAAAUAGGUUCAAUUGCUUUGGAUAAAUCCAACAUCGUGUCAAUUGUAGGUAUCUCUAGCACCCAAACUUCGACAAUCACAUCAGGAACUGCCAACAUAUCCCUAGAUGAUUUACCUGAAUUCAAAUUCCACGUCGCCAACCUUAAUAUAAAAGCAGACGGUAUUCUGGGAAACGACUUCAUGACUAAAUUUAAUUGUAACAUUUUUAUUCAAUCCAAAACGAUGAGAAUAGGCAGUAAAUCGUAUAAACUUCAUUAUAUGGGCGAAUAUCCUGAAAAUAAUACUAUCACUGAUAAACGAAUAAUUAGUAGUCGAACAGAAACCGUAAUUACGUGUAACACAAAUAGUAUCAACUCUGGGACAGCAAUAGUCGAAAAACAAACUAUAAGCAACGGCGUUAUUAUUCCUCACGCUAUAGUCAACGUUCGAAACAAUACAUUUUCAAUUACUUGUAUAAACACUAAUAAUUCCGAUAAAGUCAUUAAAACACCAAAUAUCGAAG
This is a messenger RNA of Galleria mellonella (greater wax moth), 2155 nucleotides long. RefSeq lists its product as uncharacterized. The transcript has a single exon. Bases 116 to 1120 code for a protein of 334 amino acids. Lineage: Eukaryota; Metazoa; Arthropoda; Insecta; Lepidoptera; Pyralidae. Gene Ontology annotation, molecular function: nucleic acid binding; zinc ion binding. The record is from RefSeq and is a predicted model, not a curated record.